UUUGCCGCGAGGAAGCACAUUUUGUAAACAAUGCUAGAAAGCUAAGGGAGAAAAAUAGAGAUAUUUACGGGAGGCUUGGCUGUAUUACUAGCGUGUCAUAGUUGAUAUUUCGUUUUAAUACCGAAGGUGUUAUUCUUUCACAGGUUUAGUGUAUUAACAGAACGCUUUUAUUCAGUUAACGGGCGGUUUGCACAUGAAUUAGCAGGUUUGCGUUCGUCUGAUCUGCUCUGCAGUCGGAGAAAAUGUGUUCAACAUGAUUAUUGUGGUGGUUAAUUAAGACCAGACUCAUUUACUUGUCCAUGGGGAAGCGCAAAGACAUGAUCCACCACAGAUUUCUCGCUGCAAGCGGGGAUGAUUACAGCGUGCACAAGAAGAAACACAAGAAGCACAAGAAACACAAGAAGAAGCACCAUCGUGACGACGGCCACAGUUUCUCCUCCGAGGCGCUGGAGUCAGACUCCGGGAUGCUGCUGCUGAAACCUCCUCAGCUCAAGCUCAAGAUCAAACUAGGAGGACAAACUCUGGGCACCAAGAGUGUGCCUACAUUCACAGUGAUCCCGGACUCUCUGCGCUCAGUGUCGCCUCUGAAUGUAGAGAGUGAUGAUGAUGAUGAGGAUGAUGAUGACAAUGACUCUGAUGAUGACGUGCCGUCAGAGGGAGUUCCUAUCGAGCAGUACCGAGCCUGGCUGGAUGAAGACAGUAACCUGGACCCGUCUCCUGUGCCGGACUUGGACACGGACUCACUGCUGGGCGGCCCGAUGGAUGAGGAGGAGCGAUGGCUGGAUGCGCUGGAGAAAGGAGAGCUGGAUGAUAACGGAGAGCUGAAGAAACAGAUCGACGAGUCUCUGCUCACAGCCAGACAGAAAGCGCUCCUACAUAAGCAGCAGAGCCAGCCGUUACUGGAGCUGCCCAUGGGAUACAAGGAGAAGGAGCUGACGGCCGAGAUGAUGCUGAAGCGCGAGGAGCGCGCCCGCAAAAGACGCCUGCAGGCCGCCAAGAAAGCUGAGGAAAACAAGAACCAGACCAUCGAGAGACUGACCAAGACCAGCAAGGCCAAGAUCAAGAGCAUGAAGGAGCGCAGGUCUAAGCAGGCGCAGCUGCCCAUGGUGAGGUACAGCAGUAACGCUCAGGGCACCACCGUCUCGUACCCCGCCGGGAUCCCCGUCCCGACGCCCGCUGCCCUGCCAGAGCCUCCCCCCGCGCCCCUGAGCUGCGGCGUGUCCGGAUGCCCCAAACUGAAGAAAUACUCCUGCUCCAGGACCGGGACGCCGCUGUGCAGUCUGGAGUGCUACAGGAAGAACCUGACGCUGGUGCAGGAAGUCGCUUAAAGCACCAUCUGUCAACGGUGUGUGUGUUUAAAAAUAGUAGGUCCAUGCAAUUAUGUUGUACAACAGACACAAAAUUCUUUGAUUAAUCGGUGUAAAAUCAUGCUGAAGUUUAUUUUGUGCAUUCAAAGUGCAAUUCAUGAAACACAAGCAGUAACAUUUUACGGUAUGGUUCAAUGUGGUAAUAUUAGGUUUUCUGAACUAACAAUGAACUAUUUUUAAUGCAAUUAUUAAUUGAACUUAAUGUAAAUGUAUGAAUAAA
Molecule: messenger RNA, 1587 nt
Organism: Sinocyclocheilus grahami
Lineage: Eukaryota; Metazoa; Chordata; Actinopteri; Cypriniformes; Cyprinidae
Product: INO80 complex subunit B-like
Exons: 5
Coding region: 300-1328 (342 amino acids)
Biological process (GO): chromatin remodeling
Cellular component (GO): Ino80 complex
Source: RefSeq, a predicted model, not a curated record